AUGGGGAUUAGCGGUCAGCCGCUUCACAUCAAACAUAAAACCAUACUAAAGAUUAGACCAUGGUUUUCGAAAGAGACGACGGUUGAGCAAGAAUUUUGGGUUUUGCCGAAAGAAGAUCAGUGGAGGCCAAUGAUACCAGCACAGAACUUGACAUGUAUGGUUAACGAUACAUCUCAAGAGCUGCCAUUGGCCGAUCCUGAUUAUUGGAAAGAGGGUCCAGUGGACCUGCUGCUAGGAUGCAAAUUCCUAGCAGCCAUGUUUGGAAAGAUGGACAGACGGACAGAUAGUGUGGUUUGUUUAAAAACCACUUUUGGAAAGAUAGUCUUAGGACAGCAGGGAGAGUUUCUCUCUGGGAAAGAAUUUGGACAGACAUACACAAUAGCUUUGAGUAACGAACAGUUACAUGAAGCACUAAAGAGAUUAUGGUUAUUAGACGAGAUUAAACCCUCGUUCACAAGAUCGAAAGAAGAAGAGCUGGUGGAACAAAAUUUCCAAAACACGUAUAGACGUGACAGUUCUGGAAGGUUUGUUGUAACGAUUCCUUUAAAGGAAUCAUGGAAAGACAUAGGCACUACCGAGCUCAUAGCGAAGCGAAGGUUUUUUGCCUUGGAAAGAAAGUUGGAAAGAGAUGCUGAGCUGAAAGAGAAGUAUGUUGACUUCAUGAGAGAGUACGAAAGAUCUGGUCAUAUGACUCCUGUUGUUGAAAGGCGUCAUAACCAAACAAUUUAUCACAUUCCACACCAUUGCGUCACAAAGAAGUUCCGAGUGGUCUUUGACGCCAGCUGUAAAACAACCAAUGGAAUAUCGUUGAACGAUGUUCAGAUGGUAGGAGAGAAACUACAAAUGGAUCUGCACAAUAUUCUAAUGCGUUUCAGAAGGCAUAGAGUUGCGAUUAGUGCAGACAUCAAGAUGAUGUUUCGAAUGGUAAAGAUUGCGAAAGAACAGUGGGACCUUCAAAGAAUUUAUUGGAGGGAAAGCCCAAAGGAAAGAUUAAGAGAAUACUGGCUCACGGUAGUCACGUAUGGAAUGGCAUCAUCGGCUCACAAUGCAGUGAGAGCCUUGGUGCAAUGUGCGAAAGAUAUGGAAUUGAAAUUUCCCACUGCCGCGAAGGCAAUUCAAGAAGACUUCUACAUGGAUGACUGCGCCACAGGUGCUGAUUCUGAAGUUGAAGCGAUAAAGUUAUCGAAAGAAAUUGACCUUAUACUAAAGAGUGCAGGUUUCGAGCUAAGAAAAUGGAGUUCGAAUUCCAGAGCUCUCAUAGAAAACAUGAACUAUGAGGAGCAAAAUUCGAUUGUAUUCCAAGAAGACGACAAAGCGUCGAUUCUGGGAUUGAAAUGGUUACUCGACAGAGAUCAAUUUACAUUUGUAGUAAAGACACCAAUAUCUGAGGAUAUAAUGACAAAGAGGAAAGUAGUUAGCUGUGUAGCACAGUUGUACGAUCCAAAUGGAUUUUUAUCGCCAGUAACGAUUCUUGGUAAAAUUCUUAUACAAGACAUAUGGCGAGGAAAGAAGGAUUGGGAUGAUGAAUUGUCGAAAGACAUUCAGGAAAGAUGGAAAGAUUUUUGGAAAGAGAUUACUUUCUUGGAAAGAUUUAAAAUGGAAAGAUGGAUAGGUACAUCGAAAGAUGUAAGGAAAGAAAUUCAUGGGUUCUCAGAUGCGUCUGAGAAAGCCUAUGGGGCAGUAAUUUAUGUCAGGACAGAAUAUCCGAAUGGAAAGAUCAAGUCUACACUGCUUAUAUCAAAAACGCGUGUAGCACCAUUAAAGACAAUCACGAUACCACGUCUUGAACUAGCAGCAGCUGAGCUGCUGGGAAGGUUAUUCAUCAAUGUGAAAGAAAUUAUGCAAUGGAAAGACAUAGAGUACAACCUCUGGACAGAUUCGACUGUUGCUUUACAUUGGAUUAGCAAACCACCAUGCGAUUUAAAGACUUAUGUCGCGAACAGAGUUUCGUCGAUUCAAACAAAUACGAAAGUCGAAAGAUGGAAGCAUGUAGGUACGAAAGACAAUCCUGCUGACCUGCUGAGCAGGGGAAUGAAGCCAUCUGCGCUGGUCGACAGCAAGUUAUGGCUAGAGGGACCGGACUGGCUAUCACUUCCUCACUCCGAAUGGAAAUCUGAAAACUAUGUGCCAAAUCUUUCAGAUGGGGGGAGGGAUGAGAUGAAAGUGUUUACUCUCAUCAAGUUUCACGACAUGUUAUAUAUGAAUAUCAAAGAGACUGGAAAGAGUGUUCCGAUACAUGAAUGUACGAGCACACUGGAGAAAGCAAUUAACGUUACUGCAUACGUUUUUCGCUUCAUAGACAAAGUAAAAGCGAAGGUGAAAGAAUCGAGAGAAUGGGAGAGAAAGUACGGAAAGAGGCGAAGACGUUCGUUGCGGUACGCAACGAAGCUGGAAAGAAAGGCGAUUCAACUCACAUCGUCAGAGAAAGAAGGUGCGAUAGUAUAUCUGCUGCGGAGAGAACAGGAAAGAUAUUUUGGGAAAAAAAUAACUGCCAUCCGAAAGAAGAGAAAUUUGCACGAGAGAAGUAAGAUAGAAGCUCUAAAGCCUGUAUUGGAUGAUAAAUUGGUCCUGAGGGCUGGGGGGCGACUGGAAAGAUCUGAGAUAGAAUAUGGAAAGAAACAUCCAGCGAUAGUACCGACUGGUUCUCGACUAGCAUGGCUGAUAAUGGACAGUGCUCACAAGGCAACAAAGCACGGGGCUGUUCAGGUCAUGAUGCAACACAUUAGAGAGAGAUUUUGGAUUCCGAGAUUAAGAAGCGAAUUGAGAAUGUUCAUACACAAGUGUUUGGUUUGUGUUCGAUACAACCACAGAUACGAAAGUCAGCUAAUGGCAGAUCUGCCGAAGGAAAGAGUGACUCCUGGAAAGGCAUUUCUACACACAGGUGUAGAUUAUGCGGGACCAUUUGAAAUCAAAACAUUGGACAGAGUCGGUGAACAGAUAACGAGACAGAAAUGUUGGGUCUCUAUUUUUGUUUGUCUCAAAACGAGAGCCAUACAUAUUGAUGUUGUGUCAAGUCUGACAUCAACUGCAUUCAUUGCCUGCUACGAAAGAUUUAUAGCCCGAAGGGGAAGAUGCGAAAGAAUGUACAGCGACAACGGCACUACGUUCGUUGGAGCUGCGAAAGAACUACAGAAAGCGAAAGAAGUUUGGCAAGGGAAAGAGACGAUAGACUUUCUUGGUGCGAAAGGGACAGAGUGGAGAUUUAUGACUCCAGCAGCGCCACAUCAAGGUGGCAUCUAUGAGGCCGCAGUGAAAUCUAUGAAAUUUCACUUAACAAGAGUGGUCGGAGCGAAAGUACUGACUUAUGAGCAGAUGUUGACAUUGCUUGCUGGAAUAGAAGCAAUUUUGAACUCAAGGCCAUUGCAGGCACUCAGUGACGAUCCGAAUGAUUUACAGGCGUUAACGCCGGGACAUUUUCUGGUGGGAGAGCCAUUAGUGCUUCCACUACCAUUCAUAACGGGAGAGAUACCAAGUACACAUGGUGUACAACUAUGGAAAGAACGAAAGAGAAUGCUUACUCACUUUUGGGUAAGAUGGAAAGAGGAAUAUCUGGUGACAUUACUAAAGCGAAAGAAAUGGAGAAGAGAGAAGCACAACGUCCAGGUAGGUCAGCUGUGCAUUAUUAAGAGUGAGAAUUUCCCGCCUUCAGCGUGGGCUAUGGGAAGGAUCAUCAAGGUGAUACCCGGAAAAGAUGGACUUGUUCGAAAUGUGGUGAUACAGACGGCAACCAAUCAGCUAAAGAGACCGGUGCAGAAGAUUUGUAUUUUACCAAUAGAAGAGUAA
Messenger RNA from Episyrphus balteatus (marmalade hoverfly), 3783 nucleotides. RefSeq lists its product as uncharacterized. The record is from RefSeq and is a predicted model, not a curated record. Bases 1 to 3783 code for a protein of 1260 amino acids. Gene Ontology annotation, biological process: DNA integration. Gene Ontology annotation, molecular function: nucleic acid binding. The transcript has a single exon. Lineage: Eukaryota; Metazoa; Arthropoda; Insecta; Diptera; Syrphidae.